GGAAUACCUUAAAUACAAAGUAUUCUAGUACACUGUAAUAUAACGCACCAGUGGAGUGUUAUAGUGAAAAACUCUAUGGAUUCACCAAUGCCUCCUGUGAAAGUUUUUUUUUUAGAGGAGGCAUUGGGAUCAUCAUCAGUUGUGCUGCGAUUUGUGCGCGAUCGAUUUUACCGCCGCCAAAUUAGCCACCGUAGCCAAAUCGUACUCUCUUCCCAAAGUUUCGUGUACUCUUAAUUACUGGACCAACUUCAUGACAGUACUUAAGUAGUGUACGUGCAGGAUGGCACAAGCAAAGGGACUCAGUCAAAGCAAGGAAGCCCUGUUGAAGUCUUACACCAAACAACUCAAGGAUGACAUGAAAUCUAUGGUCGACAAUUUUACGGAAAUCAUCAAAUCCACGCGUGUGCCUCUCGAAGACGAGGGACAGGUAUUGAGACCUCUGCAGGGAAUACAGGACCACUAUGAAAUGACCGUCCGAGCUGCGAACAUUGUCCGCGCUGGAGAGUCGUUGAUGAAAUUAAUAUCAGACAUAAAACAGUACCUGAUCCUCAAUGACUUCCCAUUUGUGAACGACUCCAUUGCCCAGAACAGUCAGCGCUACUGUGCUUUUCAAAUGGACUGCGAUCAGCGGUUGAUGGCACUGCGGGACGACAUGUCUGCUGAAUUGUACGAGCUUGAAGAAGAGUAUUAUUCGUCCUGCUAUAAGUAAUAAACUUCACUAUUUCAUUGUGCA
Molecule: messenger RNA, 733 nt
Organism: Dermacentor silvarum
Lineage: Eukaryota; Metazoa; Arthropoda; Arachnida; Ixodida; Ixodidae
Product: mediator of RNA polymerase II transcription subunit 22
Exons: 2
Coding region: 281-709 (142 amino acids)
Biological process (GO): regulation of transcription by RNA polymerase II
Cellular component (GO): mediator complex
Molecular function (GO): transcription coregulator activity
Source: RefSeq, a predicted model, not a curated record